UGAGGUGAAACGAAAAUAUGGCAACUACCGUUGGCUCGCGACGCCUCGCGUUAAUUGAAUUUCGCUUGGAGUUCUUACCGUGUUCGCGCGAAUUGGUUUCGUGUUUCGUAAAUAAAUAUUAAAUUAAAAAAUGUUAACGAGAGGAAUAUUCGUUACAUGUUGCUUGUGUCAAACGUGAAAUAGAUGUCGAUGGAGGAAGUUUAACCUGGGCUGGGAUGGAUGCAGAGAGAAAGUUCGACAAGAGACGCGGACAUGCAGGGCUCUGUGACGGAUUGUAAUCGCGAGUAAAAUCGAGUGACAUUCUGAAAAUUCGCCGACAGUUAGGAAAAUGUGAACUCUACGCGGAGGAAAGUAACUCAUACCAAUCAGUGUACAGCGGCGGAAGCUCCGAAGUGAAAAGUUCCGACGACGACGGCCAAAAGAGCAGUCGCUCCCCUCGCAUCCGGUCUCACGGCAGUCGGAAAAAUUAUUUUUGCUUCAAUCGCGGGUGCUUCGUCGCGCAGUUGUCGCGUGCUUCUUGAAACUCGGCAUUGUAAGCUUCUUGAAGAUUGCGUUUUAUCUUCCUUUCGCCUGACCUUUUUCUAAUAUUACGAAGAUCCCGGAACGUCAAGUGAUGUCUCCCUCAUGAAACGGCUGGUCCAGAUCUUUUAAGAACCAUAGUCAUUCCCGUGAAGACUCGGAGAACAAUCAGUUUUUGUUGGCGGUUGAUUAAAUUAUCACAAAGUGAAAUUUUAGAUGUAAUUAAAGUUGGCUCCAAGUGUCAAUAAACUCGGGACCAGGUUUGGAAGCGUUGAGUUAGAGUCGAUAUUGCGAAGUCAACAAACGCGAGAACGAAUGUCCAGAAUGUUGCGCCUGGAGCUGGUGGGUCUUCUGCUGUUGACCUGCACGCAGAUCCUCACGGAGCACCGCGACUUCCACGAGCCGCGGAAUCAGUACGGUUAUCACCGAUUUCCCGACUUUCAGGAGAGGAUGACGAGGGAAGUCCGCGUCAAAGAGGGGCGAUUACGCGGCAUGGUGAUCCAACCGAUGACCAAUUAUAACUUGCAGCUUGUUGACGUUUUCCUUGGGAUUCCUUACGCGGAACCUCCCGUGGGAUCCUUCAGGUUUUCACCGCCUCGCUCACCGCAGCCCUGGAGGGGGGUACGGCAGUCGCAGGAAUUUGCCCCAGUUUGCCCGCAAGUUUUGCCGAAUCUUCAGGACGAGGUGAAGCCAGGCAGGUACGAGUACUUGGAGAGACAUCUGCCGUACCUGAGGAACCAGAGCGAGGACUGUCUGUACCUUAACAUCUACGCUCCUCAUCAGGCCGAAGGUGAGUGCGAACGAUCAUGUCGCUCAUGA
Molecule: messenger RNA, 1338 nt
Organism: Ooceraea biroi (clonal raider ant)
Lineage: Eukaryota; Metazoa; Arthropoda; Insecta; Hymenoptera; Formicidae
Product: neuroligin-4, X-linked-like
Source: RefSeq, a predicted model, not a curated record